GGUUCAGAGGGGAGCGGACUUGGCCGCGAGCAGCGGGGGCUGACAGUUAGUGAGGAGAUAAGGUCAGUGAAAAGCGGGAAGCUCGUGUAACAGGACGCGUGGAGGAGUGGCGUGAGCUGCCUCUCGUUACUGACCCCAGAGCGGAGAUGAGCGGUGCGCGGUGAGCGCUUCAUCAAUGGCCGGCAGACGCAGCAUCGGGAGGGUCAGCUCGGACCCCAGUGUCGUGACCCAAGCCAUCGCCGUCGCUGAGCAGCUGAGUGUGGAGUGCUCCACAUUACUGGAACUUUAUAAGCAGAAAGAGUCUUUCACCUCGGAAGUGGCGGACAGUCGCCUGGUGUCUGUGCCUCACCCUUCUGCCCAGCUGGACUCCGGGGACAAACUCUGGUCCCUCCACAUGGCCCUGCUUCAGUGCCGGGGCCUGAUGAAGAGAGCCGUGGAGCGAGAGGAGAAGGAGCUGGGCAGUGAGAAGAACGGCAGCUACGAGGGUCAGAGGCGGGUGGUGAAGGAGCGUCUCUCUCUGCUGGUCGGCAGGACCGCUGAGAUCCUCAAAGCUGUGAAGGGUGCAGCGGCGGCGCCUCCUAGCUUGGCGGAACCUGAGUGGGACGGUUCCUCCACGUUUGAGCUGAAAGUUUGGGUGUUUCGGGUGUUUAAGGAGGUGGACUACUGGACCAAGGCCACCAUCACGACGCUGAAAAGUCUCUCGAAGAGCAAAGAGCCUGUCGCAGCCAGCAGGAACAGAAGUGACAGGAAUGGAUACAGAUAGAAAAGUUUGAACUGAUGUGAAGCAAAACACGAGUUAAACCCUGCUGAACUAUAAGUUAUUUCAUCACUACCAUCUAGCGGUUGAACUACGCUAUUAACCAAUUCGCUCGGGCAGUGCGAGAAAAUAAAAUGUGCACUUUAAAACAAAAAAUGGUGUUGGAACAGGCUCCAUUAUCAAACAAUAUAUCUUUAACUUUAUUUGGAUACACUGAUAAAACUGUUUUUAAUUGAUGUAUAGGUAUGAGUUCUCGCUGUGAAGGCCACACUUUUAUAUCAUUUGAUAAAGACCUAAUGUGUCUGAAUUAAAUAGCGAAAAUUCAUUUGUGAGUAUUUAACAAUGGAUUGAUUCAUUGUUGUGGUAGUGUCUCAAGUUGUCGAGGCAGAACAAGUUGUUGUUGUUGCUAGUAUUCAUUUGUUGAAACUGGAAGUGGAGAGUUUUUUUCACGUGGAAAUGUUCCUGAUUUUUAAUCCUUUUAAGGUUCAGACAUGCCGUGAAGUCAGUGGUGUUGUUGAGGUUUUAUUGUUGUGCAUUGUUCCACAGUUUAUAUUCCACUGUUGGUCUGGAGAACCUGCAUUUACCAAGCUCACGUGGCACCUUUCAUUAUAAAGCGACUUGCUUCAGAUGUGUCGCGGAUUCCAUGACAUUCCUUUGAAUUAUAUUUUAUAUUUUUGUUUAUUUCUUGUUACGUUGUUUUCUUUACUUCUUAGUCAGGACUACUGAUCCAACAGAGGGAAAUGAGAAUUAUGUACUACUGUUUAUUUUAUUUUUUAAACUUUAUUUUUCUGUUGUGACUAGUAACAAACAUAAUAAAGUACGACAA
Molecule: messenger RNA, 1583 nt
Organism: Synchiropus splendidus (mandarinfish)
Lineage: Eukaryota; Metazoa; Chordata; Actinopteri; Syngnathiformes; Callionymidae
Gene: cntf
Product: ciliary neurotrophic factor
Exons: 3
Coding region: 176-763 (195 amino acids)
Biological process (GO): ciliary neurotrophic factor-mediated signaling pathway; negative regulation of neuron apoptotic process
Molecular function (GO): ciliary neurotrophic factor receptor binding
Source: RefSeq, a predicted model, not a curated record